Gadus chalcogrammus (walleye pollock) is the source of this 6461-nucleotide messenger RNA. RefSeq names its product phosphatidate phosphatase LPIN1-like. Gene Ontology annotation, biological process: triglyceride biosynthetic process; positive regulation of transcription by RNA polymerase II; fatty acid catabolic process. Bases 349 to 3282 code for a protein of 977 amino acids. The record is from RefSeq and is a predicted model, not a curated record. The transcript is spliced from 23 exons. Lineage: Eukaryota; Metazoa; Chordata; Actinopteri; Gadiformes; Gadidae. Gene Ontology annotation, molecular function: transcription coactivator activity; phosphatidate phosphatase activity. Gene Ontology annotation, cellular component: nucleus; mitochondrial outer membrane.
UGGGCCGUGAAACAACCACCGACCAGACGAGCUCACAAACAUUCCCAAGAGACAGGAGCUUCAGGACACCACCUUACCCAUUCUGAGGUCAUUCUGUCAAAGCCCAUAGAAGAAACUAGAGAGCUUAAACAUGGUUAAGAUGCCUACGGUAUAUUGUAGCACGGCGGGAAGAAAUAUCAAAUUUAAAACCUUUUACGAGGGUACAGAAUUUUUCACUAUAGACGUUUGAGAGCGACUUUCGGGGAACUAUUCUGAGGACCAUUCUGUGGAGCAUCCCUUAGUGACUUCCCCUGAGGAGAUCUAAGGGUCUGGACUCAGGACAUCAAGGGGUCUCGGUGCCUGGACGAGAUGCUGCGUGUUGGGCUGUCCGAGGAGGACGGUCGUGGGGGGCUGGAUCAUGCAGACAUGGUACCCACGGACGAGAGACUGCGAGCUCUGACCCACCGGCGGGGCGACCCCACCGAUAGCUGGACCUGGUCCCAGACCAUGAACUAUGUGGGUCAGCUGGCGGGCCAGGUGUUCUUCCAGGUCAAGGAGCUGUACCGGGGGCUGAACCCGGCCACGCUGUCCGGGUGCAUCGACGUCAUCGUGGUGCAGCGGCCCGACGGCUCGCUGCACUGCUCGCCCUUCCAUGUCCGCUUCGGCAAGAUGGGGGUACUGCGGUCCCGGGAGAAAGUGGUGGACAUCGAGAUCAACGGGGAGGCGGUGGGUCUGCAGAUGAAGCUGGGAGACAACGGGGAGGCCUUCUUCGUCACGGAGACGGAGAACAUGCUGGAAGUGGUUCCUUCCCACCUGGCCACGUCGCCCAUCACCUCGAUGGGGGAGCUGCUCAUGGAGGCCCAGCUGGGCAAGAGCGCACCUCGUCACCGAGAGGGCCCGGGCCCCUCCCUGGUGCCCCAGACGUUGGGCCCCUUGCUGGGAGACAUCGCGGGGGCCAAGAAGAGGAGGAAGAGGAGGAGGAAGAUUAGGACAGAGGGAGUCGGGGGGAGGCGGGAGGAGAGUGAUGAAGACGACGACAUGUUCACCAUCGACAUGAGCUCCGACGAGGGGGAGACGGACGACAACAGGGGUGUGUAUGGAGACACGGAAAGCAAGUUGAGCAGCACUUAUACACACUCGGCUACGGACUGGCCCAAGCUUCAAAGGCCAGUAUCAGAGGAGCCGAUGUGUGUCCCUCCAGACCGCCGUCUGUCCAUCUCCUGUCCUCAGCAGAUCGCCCGCUUCCCCUCCAACCUCAGCAGCGACUCCUGCUCCUCCACGCCCAAGAGUGACUCAGAGCUGGCCAAUCAGAGCAAAGACCCCCAGAUGCUCUGGACCUGGGGGGAGCUGCCCCACGCUGCUCAGCCUUCCUUUCUCUCGGACCACCCCAGGUCGGACCUCCAGACCGAGCCAGCGCUCGCCAGCGUCACCAGGUCUCCCCUCCAGGACUCUGGACCCACGUCCAUGAACCUCUACCUCCCCCAGCCAGGGGACCUUCAGCCAGGGCACCCCCACAGAGGGGACCCCCAGUCAGGAGAGGAGGGUCUGUCGGAGGCCUGCAGAGGGGCUGGAGGUGAUGCAGGAGUCUUCGUCCCCUCCUCCCCAGGGAGAGAGGCUCUGUGUGGGGGGAGGCGGGGAUCGGCCCCCUGCUUUAUCUCCUCCAGUCCCCGCCUGGAACACCUGGAACACCUGGAACACCUGGAACCCCUGGAACACCUGGAGCAUCAGGGGGGCAGCACAGGCAGUCCCAUCAGGAGAACCGACUCACCGUCCAAGAGGAAAGAGAAGCGAAGCCAGCACCUGGGUUCUGACGGGAUGUACCUGGAUGACAUCACGGAGCUGGAGCCAGAGGUCGCCGCCCUGUACUUCCCUAAAAGCGACAGUGUGUGUGGUUCCGCCCCCAGGAGCUCAGAGAUGAUGCGCCCGCGGAGCACCGACCAAUCACCUCAGUCCCUGGGCAGCAGUGAGAUGGACAGCGGCAUCGACAGCCUAUCAGAACACACCGGGGACCUGCCCCACGUCGCCAUCUCCCUGUGUGGAGGGCUCACUACCAACAGAGAGAUCACCAACGAUCAAUUCCUAGAGAAGGCCAUUGAUUACCAGCAGUUCUCCCUCAACCCCUCCCUCAUCGAUGACCCCAACCUGGUCGUCAAGCUAGGAACAAAGUACUACAACUGGAACACGGCCGCGCCUCUGAUGCUGGCCAUGCAGGUGUACCAGAAACCCCUCCCGCAGGCGUCGGUGGAGAACCUGAUGAAGGAGAGGAUGCCUAAGAAAGGGGGCCGCUGGUGGUUCUCCUGGAGGGGCCGCAACUCCGAGUCCAACCCGGAAUCUGAGCCGGGGGCGGGGGACGUGCCAGAAGGCAUGGACAGAAUGAAGGAGGAGUCUUCCUCCAGUGAUGAUGACCACUCUCCAGCCAAUCCCAGCCUGGGAUCCGGUCAGCCCGAGCCCCUGGCCGCCUCCAGCAACGUGUGCUACAAGAAGACCCUGAGACUCACCUCGGAACAGCUGGCCAGCCUGCAGCUGAAGGAGGGGCCAAACGACGUGGUGUUCAGCGUCACCACCCAGUACCAGGGUACCUGCCGUUGCCAUGGCACCAUCUACCUGUGGCGGUGGAACGACAAGAUAGUCAUCUCUGACAUAGACGGAACCAUCACCAGGUCCGACACCCUGGGUCACAUUCUGCCCACCCUGGGGAAGGACUGGACUCACCAGGACAUCGCCAGGCUCUACCACAACGUCAGCCUGAACGGCUACAAGUUCAUGUACUGCUCGGCGCGGGCGAUCGGCAUGGCGGACAUGACGCGGGGCUACCUUCACUGGGUGAACGAGAGAGGCACCAUGCUGCCCGUCGGCCCCGUCAUGCUCAGCCCCAGCAGCCUCUUCUCCGCCCUGCACAGGGAGGUGAUUGAGAAGAAGCCUGAGAAGUUUAAGAUCGAGUGUCUGUCGGACAUCAAGCAUCUGUUCCACCCCAGCACGGAACCGUUCUACGCAGCCUUCGGCAACAGAGCUACGGAUGUGUACUCGUACAAAGAGGUGGGCGUACCUCUCAACAGGAUCUUCACAGUCAACCCCAAAGGAGAGCUGGUGCAAGAACACGCCAAGACCAACAUAUCCUCAUACGGGCGUCUGUGCGAGGUGGUGGACCACGUCUUCCCGCUCUUCAGUGAGGGUCAGGGGUCAGAGCCCCCCGACCCCGAGACCUUCAGCCCCUUCACCUACUGGAGGGAGGAGCAGCCCGAGCUGGCCAACGAGGGGGAAGACUCGCAAACCCUGAAGACCGGCCCAGGAGACCCCGAAUAGACCUUCCAACCGUCUACCACCAGGGGGUUCAAAGGCCAGCUACUGCUUAGAAACAAGAUGGCGGCCAGGUGAACCCGGCCUAUAGCACAAAGAUGCACCACACCCGGUUAAAAAAGGAUGAAUGAUUAACGAGGCAGCUCCAUGGAACGAUGCUCAUGUAAGAGCUCCGGCACUAGCCAUACUGUAUGCACUGAUCAAUCCUAUGCACUUAGAGCCAAUACAUGCUACCGGAAGGCUAGUGAAAUUAGCUACCUUGUAGGGUAGUCACAGUAGCUACCUCUAGGCUACCUGCAGGCUAGUGACAGUAGCUAUGUGUAGCCUGAUGACUAGCUACCUGUAGGCUACUGACAGUAGCUAUGUGUAGCCUGAUGACUAGCUACCUGUAGGCUACUGACAGUAGCUAUGUGUAGCCUGAUGACUAGCUACCUGCAGGCUACUGACAGUAGCUAUGUGUUGCCUGAUGACUAGCUACCUGCAGGCUACUGACAGUAGCUAUGUGUUGCCUGAUGACUAGCUACCUGUAGGCUACUGACAGUAGCUAUGUGUAGCCUGAUGACUAGCUACCUGCAGGCUACUGACAGUAGCUAUGUGCUGCCUGAUGACUAGCUACCUGUAGGCUACUGACAGUAGCUAUGUGUAGCCUGAUGACUAGCUACCCGUAGGCUAAGGGCAGGGUUACAGCACCAAGGAAUUCAGGUGGGUGUUCAACAUGAUUCAUUCAAUCGUAAUAUUAUAACGAUGAUCCUUAUUACAAAACUGAGGAGUUCAGGUCUGAAAUUGAUAGAAAUGCAUUCAACAAAUGGAACAUGUACAAAUAUACAAAAUGUAGGAUUUUAGAAGUUACUUAUAAAAAGCAUCGGUAAACAACUACCAAUGUCUUAACAUACCUCUGUAUAACAUAAUUAUAUAUAUAUAUAUAUAUAUAUAUAUAUAUAUAUAUAUAUAUAUAUAUAUAUAUAUUGUAUAUAAAAAACUGACAAUACUAACUGUAUCAACUCAAGAUAAUAUUUCUACUUAAGGGAGAGGAAGAAUGUCAUUUUAUUCUCUGAACGUAGUCAAAUUAUAAAUAUAGUGUAGUCUGAAUACUGUACUAUAAUAUACUAUGAUAAACUUUUAAAUAUAAGGAAGAGAAAGAGUCAACGUACUCAAGAUUGACUGACCAUUCUACUGUGAAAUGUGUUCCGACACAUUCACCACCAUUUCUGGGUCUUUAUUGAUGCCCAACAAUGCAAACCAAGUUGCAGUUUAUCACCAUUGUAGCUCAGAUCAACCACUAGGCAGUACAGUAGGCCGUGUCAGUGACCCCUAUUGGGAGAGGCUGUAUAGUGUUUAGAUAUAACACUAGAAUUUGUUUAAGGUUCUAAUCAGCACUGACAUGCAUGCAAUCUUGUCUCGGUCGAUACCGUUUAAACUUUACAUCGGUGCGGCUGCUAUAGAUUUAUUGUUGUAGAUGUUUAUUUUUGUGUAUUUGUUUUCAAAUCACUAUUUAUUUAAUAAAUCAAGUAGUAGAGAUGUCAGUGUUGACUGCAGGACUGUUAUAUCAUGAAAGAUUGUAACUUGUGAAUUUUACAAUUGUAAUUAAUUUGAGGAAGCGGGAAAACCACUAAUGAAAUGUGUCUAAGGUUGAUGUCUGAAGUUGUUUCCACCGCGUGUCAUUUAUAUGUAAAACCAGAAGGUGCUUAUCAAAUGCAAAGGCAGCCAUGCUCUGAAUACAUCAAUAACCUCAAUAUUAUUAGAGAUGUAUCCUCUCAAUAUGUUUCACCUUCGGGCAACUUCCAGUAUUCUCACCACGUGAGGACCAGCAAUCGCCACCCACACAUAUACUACACUGCCAAAGGGGUGUGUUGGGCACUUCUAAACGUUAUUUUUGCCUAGAGUCAGAAAUGUCUGACGAUGGUCUGUUGCCGUUGAGCAUGGCAUGCCGAUGACUUCUUUUGAGCAGAAUCUGUGUUGUUGCUAUUUUAGCCCACCAGAGGGCAUCGUCCAGACCCAGCGCUUCCUCCGACUGUUUCGUCUCAUGUUAUUAUGAUAAUAUGCGAUUGAAAGAUCAAUCUUCAAGAUUAAUCUGAAAUGAUUCAUAAAAUAAGCAGAUUGAAGAUUAAGAACCAGAGGUCUUAUGCUAUGAUGUUUAACUGUGUUCUUCAUCAGGGUAUAUCUGAUCUCAUCAGAACUGUGCAAAUCAAGUGCACGUGACGUGAUUAAUCAAGGGACAUUUAAUGUGACUUUGUUCUUUCUGUGAAAGAUGGCUUGAAUACUUUUUAACAUAUGUGUUUUCUCUGUUUCAACAAAUGGAUAUGAAUUGCUGGAGGCCUUGUCGUGACUCGUGUGGUGUAUGUACAGCCUCAAGAAAUGCAAUUUAUUAAUGAUCAUGUAGGAAAAUAAUCCUUUCCAUUGAACAAAUCUACUAAAUUGAAUUGUUUAUUAACAAAUGAUAAUUGUACGAUUAAAAAUUGUUGUAUUUUGACUGUGUACUGUCCUUGGCUUCCUGUAUUAGAUCGGCCAACAUCUCUUGUGUAAUUGUUUUCUCCUAACACUUUCCUUUUUAAAUAAAGGACCCCACUCUAUUCCAGUACCUUAGAUCCAGUGACCACAACAGACCAACUGCUGUAACUGUACAUAAUACAUCUUUAUUUUAAGAGAAACACAAGUCUGGAAUUUCCCCUGAAGGACGACAAUCAAUCAUAAAUAACUCAAUAUUACAAAAUGUGGCAGUACAAUCAAAUAAAAUAUCUUCAUACAUUUGAUUUUGUGUCUUUGUACACAAAUCAUAUUUACAUGUUUUGCCAUUUAUUAUAUAAUUUAAAACAAAUAAACGGUAGCCUAUAGUACAAGCAUAUCUUUAUCUUGUGAAGCCGAGGUAUCCAAUCUAUUCCUUCUCAUUCAACUCUGGCCGUGUGAUUGAUAAAAGCAUUGAAUUGUCACUCCCUCCCUCUCCUGCCCCAUGUGACCCAAUGUCACUCGCCCCUCAAAAAACCAACACAAGGACGCUGUCAUCAACGAGCAGGGAGAUGCAUCUAUCAUAUAUAUAUAUAUAUACUGUAUAUAUAUAUAUUUUUUUUUUUUCUAAAUCUUUCCCGUCCAGCAGGUCAGUGGUCUGGGACACGGAUUGUACUGCCGAUCAUAACCUUAAUAUUGUUAAAAAAUAAUUAUAUGAAUAAUAUCAUUAAUAAAGGGAAUUA